This is a messenger RNA of Paramormyrops kingsleyae, 2214 nucleotides long. RefSeq names its product methylsterol monooxygenase 1-like. The record is from RefSeq and is a predicted model, not a curated record. Gene Ontology annotation, molecular function: oxidoreductase activity; iron ion binding. NCBI's taxonomy places the organism in Eukaryota, Metazoa, Chordata, Actinopteri, Osteoglossiformes, Mormyridae. Gene Ontology annotation, biological process: lipid biosynthetic process.
UCGCGGUCCGCCUGUACAUUAAAGACAUUGACGUUCCUUCGCUCAGGUGGACGACGCUGAAAGGAGCAGAGGGGAUUGACACGAUGGAAAUAAAUAAUACGGCCCACAUCUUGGGUCCGGCUUACUUCGCGGUGGAGUAUGUGGACUCCAUGCUUCCUAGGAAUCCCUUUCAGGAGCCCCUGAGAGGUGCCUGGGACUACAUGCUGAACAACUACACCAAGUUUCAGAUUGCAACGUGGGGCUCCCUCUUAGUCCACGAAGUCAUCUACUUCCUGUUCUGUCUGCCUGGGUUCAUCUUCCAGUUCAUCCCGUUCAUGCAGAAGUACAAAAUUCAGCAGGAUAAACCUGAGACGUGGGAAAGACAGUGGAAGUGCUUCAAGAUGCUCAUGUUCAGCCACUUCUGUAUUCAGUUGCCUUUGAUAUGUGGGACCUACUACUUCACAGAGUUCUUCAAUAUCCCCUAUGACUGGGACUCCAUGCCCAGAUGGCCCUACCUGCUGGGACAGUGCUUCGGCUGUGCUGUCAUAGAAGACACCUGGCAUUAUUUCCUCCACAGGAUCUUCCAUCACAAACGGCUCUACAAGUAUAUACACAAAGUUCACCAUGAGUUCACAUCCCCGUUUGGAAUGCAGGCGGAAUACGCUCAUCCGCUGGAGACCAUCGUCCUGGGAACUGGCUUCUUCAUCGGCAUCAUGGUCUUCUGCAACCACGUGAUGCUGCUCUGGGCCUGGGUCACAUUCCGGCUGCUCGAGACCAUUGAUGUCCACAGCGGGUAUGACAUCCCCUUGAACCCCCUGCACCUCAUCCCGUUCUACGCGGGAACCCGGUUCCACGACUUCCAUCAUAUGAACUUCGUGGGGAACUACGCGUCCACCUUCACGUGGUGGGACAAGCUGUUCGGCACGGAUUGGCAGUACAACAGAUUCCAGAACAAACAGGAGGAGAAGAAAACCCAGUGAAAAGCCACAUGGGGAGGGGGCGGGGCUUAUUCUGGCCCCUCCCUCUCGUCGUUGCUCAAUUGACUUUAGACCAAUAGACUCUGCUCUGCAUGCUCACGGCAGGUUCAAUUAUGGUGAGGUUCCCACCUACAGCUUCCAGACCCCUGUGUUGCCACACUGAGAUUUUAAACUCAAUUAUCAUUUUUGCUAAUCUAAUUAAAAUAGUUUUGGUUAUUUUCUAAUUGCUAUAAAAAAAGCAAUUUUUUAUGAUGUGCAAAAUUAACACUUUGCAUUGCCUCUAUUAAUACAGGGAUAUUUAUUAGUACCGUACAUGUCAUCGGUAAUCAGUAUGAUACAAAUUUUCACAGUUGGUGGCCUAAUCUUUUUUGAAGAGAAUCUUUUAAAAAUUAAAAUCGUGCUUGGUUUCUGUGCAUGGAUCGAUCGCCAUAUUUUUGGUUGUGAUAACCCUCAGAAAUUAUAUUUAAACACAGUGCCUUUAGCAGCAGGAAGGUAUGAGAUGGCUGAAGGUCAGGAAAAACGUGUUGUUAUCGUAGUGCGGAUCGUGGCAACGAGCCAGACAGGAAUAGGUGACAGUAAGUGAACGAAGUUUGGAAGCUUUGCUUGAUGUAGAUUGUAUGUAUGUAUGGGAGAAUGUAAAAGGUAUGUUAGCAUUUCAGAGAGCACUUUAUCCAUCGUUUUUUUGUACUAUGCUGUCCGUUUUGUGUGUUUUUUUGUGCCGGUAAGUUGGCAGAUUGACCGCAGGGGAAGCCGCUGAGUCUGAGUUUUUUUUUUCUUCAUUUCUAAUCCAUUAAGGUAACGAUUACCGUAAAAGUAUUUUACACUGAUGCAAAAAAACACCGAUCUGCUGUAACAUGAUUCUUUUAUAAAGUCAUGAUCUGUUUAUGAAUGAGACUCUGCAAGGCUGCUGACAUUGCUUGUGGAAGAAUUAUAGUUUUCAUAUCCAGAGACCAUGGCGUGAGACGAUUUUUUUUUUUGUUUGUUUUGACUGAACUGCUACACAGAAUCAAAGUCUGAAAUGAAGUCGCAAUUUAAUUUUAGGAUAUAAUUAGUCAUGCUCUGUAUAUUUAAGUUUUUAGGGAACUAGUAACACUGUGGUUAGGUGGGUGUAUGUCAGUGUAACUGUGGAAAACUGUAUAAAUGAUGGUUUAUAAUUUAGUGGUUAUUUUAAAGUAACCCUGGCUUGCGGUCGUCUUCUCCUCCAGCCUAAAGUAGUUUAAAACCAUGCACAUUAAAACACUGGAACAUUUAAAACUUC